AUGCUUCAUCGCUCCAUCGUGCCAACCAAAUCCAUCUCAAUAGUCAGGAUGCAGCCUGGGGCUAAUAUCGAAAAAUACGAUAGCUUCCUCUCAAGAAUCUGUGGGCCAUCGUCCAGCACAUGGACCGAGGCUCAGGAAUCUGCGUUGCUCGAGCCCUAUACCUACAUCACCGCCAACCCAGGGAAAAAGGUCACGGACAAGUUUGUCGAAGGCUUCAACCUUUGGCUUAAUGUCCCGAAAGACAAACUCAUGGUCGUCAACCGUGUUGUGGAUCUUCUUCAUAAUGCUAGUCUCUUGGUAGACGACGUAGAAGAUGACUCUCAACUGAGACGUGGGAUUCCAGUCGCGCAUAAAAUAUACGGUGUCCCUCAAACCAUCAAUACCGCCAAUUACGUCUACUUCCUAGCAUAUCAUGAGUUGUCUGCUCUGAGGCCCACAGUGAGGCGUCGCGCUUGCACUUCAAACGCAGGUCCAGACAAUAGGCUCGGGGACGACAGUCCCGCCACCGACAAGUCUGAUUUUCCUAAACGCAUCGUUUCCGAUCACGACUUGGACCUUGUAGUGAAUGCUGAGCUCAUGUUACUCCACCAUGGGCAGGGCUUGGACAUCCUCUGGCGUGAUACCCUCCGCUGUCCCACAGAAGAUGAGUAUGUGCAGAUGGUGAAAGACAAGACGGGCGGUCUUUUGAGGAUUGCUGUCAAACUCAUGAUGGCAUGCGCUACCACAAACACGAACUACUCAGAUAACAAGGGCUUUGCAGAAGAUUUAUCUGAAGGAAAAUUCUCCUUUCCUAUUGUUCAUGGCAUCCUCGAACAGCCCGAAAACCAACAGAUCAUGAAUGUCCUGCAAAAGCGCCCCAAGACUCCUACCCUCAAACAUCACACUAUCGACUAUCUCAAAAACACUACCAAGUCGUUUGAUUACACCCUGGCAGUGCUCAAAAAGUUGGAGCAACAAGCUAGGGGAGAACUUGAAAGACUCGGUGGAAAUCCGUUGUUAUCUGCACUUUUGGACAAGCUUCAUGUCAAUGCAUGA
Messenger RNA from Suillus clintonianus, 1035 nucleotides. RefSeq names its product farnesyltranstransferase. The coding region runs from base 1 to 1035 and encodes 344 amino acids. Gene Ontology annotation, molecular function: prenyltransferase activity. NCBI's taxonomy places the organism in Eukaryota, Fungi, Basidiomycota, Agaricomycetes, Boletales, Suillaceae. The record is from RefSeq and is a predicted model, not a curated record. The transcript is spliced from 8 exons. Gene Ontology annotation, biological process: isoprenoid biosynthetic process.